GCCGGGAACGAUUGCAGGGUUCAACAGGUUAGGUUGGUUAAUAGAUGGAAGCUCAGUUCUUUCGGUUUCUAAAGAUCGUGGGAGUGGGGUACAAAGCAAGAGCCGAAGCUCAGGGGAAGAUGUUGUAUCUGAAAUUAGGGUACAGUCAUGAGGUUGAACUCACAGUUCCUCCUGCAGUUCGUGUCUUCUGCUUCAAGAACAAUGUGGUUUGCUGCACCGGAAUUGAUAAGAAUAGGGUGCAUCAGUUUGCUUCUGCCGUCCGCGGUUGUAAGUCGCCUGAAGUUUACAAAGGCAAGGGCAUUAUGUACAUUGAUGAAGUUUUCAAGAAGAAACAAGGAAAGAAGUCCAAGUAGCACACUCAAUCCCAACUAUCUUUGCUUCUCAGUUUAAUUACCCUCAAAUGCUUCUUCACAUUUGGUUGGAUUUUCUUUCUUGCUACUAAAUAAGCAUCACUCUCUUCCUCCCCUAUGCUUCAGCUGUGUUUCAUUUUGAUCAACUGUUGUUCGAGGGGGUUUAGCUCCUAGUUUGUAUGAUCAUGCCUGUAAUUGAAGAAACAAGCAUUGAGAAAUGUGUUGCCCGUCUUAAGUCUUGAACCUUACCAUGUUGCCGUUGAAUAGGCCAAAGUCAGUAAUAAAGAGAUUGUUCUGUAUUAUAUUCCUUUGCCAUCUAUGAAAGGAUUCCAUUACAUG
Molecule: messenger RNA, 689 nt
Organism: Fragaria vesca subsp. vesca
Lineage: Eukaryota; Viridiplantae; Streptophyta; Magnoliopsida; Rosales; Rosaceae
Product: 60S ribosomal protein L6, mitochondrial-like
Exons: 2
Coding region: 45-353 (102 amino acids)
Source: RefSeq, a predicted model, not a curated record